Rotaria socialis is the source of this 627-nucleotide messenger RNA. The record is from the annotation of a GenBank genome assembly. Lineage: Eukaryota; Metazoa; Rotifera; Eurotatoria; Philodinida; Philodinidae.
AUGAUUCCAAGCUACUUACGACGAUCGUUUCGACCUUGCUUAAGGGCCAUCAUUUACUUAGAAGAUCGUCAAACCACGACAACGUUUGUUUCUGUCCAUAGCAGGACUUCAUCAGGUGAUAGCUUAUUAUUAUAUCUACUAGAUAGUAACCCUGAAUUGCCUACAGUAUUUCGUCGAUUACCAUAUGCUUUCAUCGAUACCACUUUCUCCACUAUUUGCCAGUCAGACAGCUGGCCUGACAAUUUUUGGGUUUCUACUGAAUUUCAACGUGUAAUUGCAACUAAAGAAAAAUCAUUGAAUCCAUUUCUACGUCCUCCACGAUGGAUUAUCAUUUAUCGCAAUCAGCAUCUAAUUUUUCUCUCUGCUCAAGAAGCCAAUCAUUUGAUUGAUCGUAUAAAACAUCUAUGUUACAUUCAAAAAUCCGACGAACCACCUGUCACCACAGCACGCCUGAUUUUGCCUCGGAUUAGACGAGGUCAAUCGAUUUUAGUAAAUAAUACAAUGUUAACGACUUCUUCGUUAAAUAAAUUUCCCAGUCUUGAUAAUAGUUGGCUCAAUUAUUUGUCUUUAACGGUACUCUGUAUUUUGAAAAUGUUGAAGAACAAAGAGCCUAUUGCCAGUUGUUAA